GUUUCCUCUAUGUUUAAUGUACAGAUUUUGAAGCAUGAUUGGCCAGCAAGAUGGCAAAGCUUUAUUCCUGAUCUUGUUUCAGCUGCUAAAACUAGUGAAACAAUUUGUGAGAAUUGCAUGGCUAUAUUGAAGCUUCUAAGUGAAGAGGUGUUUGAUUUCUCAAGAGGAGAGAUGACUCAAAGUAAGAUAAAUGAGCUUAAACAAUCAUUGAACAGUGAAUUUCAACUCAUUCAUGAGCUAUGCUUAUAUGUACUAUCAACCUCUCAAAGAACUGAGCUUAUACGUGCAACACUCUCCACAUUGCAUGCAUUUCUCUCAUGGAUUCCCCUGGGAUAUAUAUUUGAGUCUCCAUUGCUUGAAACGCUGCUGAAUUUUUUCCCCAUGCCAUCGUAUCGGAAUCUCACUCUUCAGUGUUUGACAGAGGUUGCAGCACUUAAUUUUGGAGAUUUCUAAAAUGCCGAGUACGUUAAGAUGUACACCAUAUUCAUGAAACUGUUACAGACCAUGAUUCCUCUUAAUACAAACAUUCUUGAGGCUUAUGCAAUUGGUUCCAGUGAAGAGCAGGCUUUUAUUCAGAAUUUGGCUUUGUUUUUCACUUCAUUUUAUAAGUCUCACAUUCGUGUGCUGGAAACUCCUGGAGAGAACAUAGCUGCUUUGCUCAUGGGUGUUGAAUAUCUUACCAAAAUUUCAUAUGUGGAUGACACAGAAGUUUUCAAGGUUUGCUUAGACUUUUGGAAUUCGUUUGUGUUGGAACUAUUUGAGGCACACCACAAUUUGGAUAAUCCUGCUGUAACGACAAACAUGAUGGGGCUGCAGAUGCCUUUGCUACCUGGUAUGGUUGAUGGCCUUGGAUCACAACUGAUGCAGCGGCGACAAUUAUAUGCUGAGCCAAUGUCAAAGUUAAGAAUGCUUAUGAUUUCUCGUAUGGCCAAGCCAGAAGAUGAAAAUGGCAAUAUUUUUCGUGAAACCAUGAAGGACAAUGAUGUUCUCGUGCAAUAUAAGGUCAGUAAUCUAUGCUUUGCAAGUAAAGUGGGCUAGAAAAAGUCCUUGGUAUUUGAAUUUUUAUUUAAUUUUUUUUUCUUGGUUUUUAAUUUUUUUGUAUUUAUUUUUGUGCUACAUUUGUAUUUUUUAAAUUGUUUUUUGGUAUCUCAUUUUUAAUUAUCAUGGAAACUUUCCUUAACCAAAUUGCUAUGGUCUAUUAUUGUUGCAGAUCAUGAGGGAGACUUUGAUAUUUAGAGAGCUUCGGAUGGCAACAAAUAACUUCAGCAGCAAGUACUUGGUUGGAUGAUGAAUUGAAGGAUGAAGCAAGUUUCACGCAUGAUUUACUUUUGUUUAUCUUGUAAUGUUUCUGUUUUUCAUUUUUAAAGUAAA
Messenger RNA from Humulus lupulus (European hop), 1371 nucleotides. RefSeq names its product protein EXPORTIN 1A-like. The record is from RefSeq and is a predicted model, not a curated record. Gene Ontology annotation, biological process: ribosomal large subunit export from nucleus; ribosomal small subunit export from nucleus; protein export from nucleus. Gene Ontology annotation, molecular function: nuclear export signal receptor activity. Gene Ontology annotation, cellular component: cytoplasm; nucleus. The transcript is spliced from 10 exons. Bases 472 to 1038 code for a protein of 188 amino acids. NCBI's taxonomy places the organism in Eukaryota, Viridiplantae, Streptophyta, Magnoliopsida, Rosales, Cannabaceae.